AUGUAUAAAUAUAUCUAUACUAAAUGUGUAUGUGUAGAGUGGAAAACUAAGAGAGAUUAUUUCACCGAGGAGAUCUUAAAACGUUUCAAGAAAGCAGAACAAAUAAGAUUCAAAAAUAGAAACCAAAUAUAUACAAAAUCACUAAAACAGUAUCUGGCUGAUUUAAAUUGUAAAAGUAAGAACCCAGGAUCAAGAGCAAGAUGUAAUGAAACUACAACGGACUGUAAAUGCAUCAAAAAAACAUUUUCUGCAAAUUCACUAGCCAACUCGUGUAUUUAUGAAGAUGAUUUAAUAAAUUGUAUCGGUUCAAGCUACAAAGAUAGAGAAUUUAUAAUUGAAAGGAAACCGAAAUCCAAAGAUAUCAUGAUCUGCCCAUCUGAUCCUAAAUGGAAGAUUCAUGAUGAAAUUAUAAAAGAAGAUAAAGAUCAAAAUAGUCUAGAUCAAGGCCUUUAUGAUAAAUUUCUUAAGGAAAAGACAAGACUGUCUGAAUCUACAAUUGAAAAGGUUCUAAAAACUUUUGGAAAGAACCCAAUUAAUGAUGUGUUCUCAGAUUUAUAUUAUUAUAACACUCGUAGAAGGGAGACUAUCGAAAAUGAUGAGGAAUAUAAACACAAAGAUCAAACAGAUUAUUGUGAUUAUUUCAAUAUAAUACAGGAAGUCCAUGGUCUUAAUUUUUCUAGAGGAAAAUGUCCAGGAACUUUUAAAAGGUGUGAUCCUAAAGAACCAUAUUCCCAUUGCAAAUUCGUUAAAAAACGAUAUUAUAAAACAAAAGGGGAAGAAUUUUACUUGGAAUUUGAAGACUUUUCAUUAUCAAGUAUAUUUUCGGUAUACUUAGAGAAAGAGGAUAAUAAAUGCGGCCAAAGUCAAACAAAUUCUAAAAAUGAAGAAGAAAAAAAUAUGUUCUUGAAGGUUAAAAUAUAUAAUGAAAUUGACUUCCCACCAAGGAGGUUUUUUAAUCUGGGACCCUUUGGGCCUUUUGAUACUGAAGGCAAAAUGAAAGUGUGUGCAUGCUCAAAUUAUACUAAAGAUAAAAUAUAUUCAUGUGUCAAAUUGGAAGAUUAUGACCUUGAAAUAGGAGAAUUAAUAAUAAGAGAUAAAAUUGACUUUAAGAAUGAAGAAAUUUACACUCUAAGCGAUGUUGAGAUUAAAUUAGAAAAUCAAAAGGCAUUCAUGAUUGAAUCUAAAAUGAUCAAUGGAGAUUGCACAAAUAUUUCCGAAAAAUAUAAAAUAGAUUGGAAAAACUCAAUUGUUGAAGAAAUGCCGAAUCUAUCAGAGCACAUUUUAUAUAAUAAAAACAAUAGAAUUGAAACUAAGACAGUAUUAACACCAUACCAAGGAGGAAAAUUCAAUGUAUGCCUUAUCAAUUUUGAAAACGCUGAAAUAAUAACACAACCUGUAAUUUACAUAGUAAAAGGGGUUAAAAAUAAUGUAAAUGUCGUAGCAUAUUGCAAUUCAGAAAACAAAAUUGUUGUUCAGCCAAUAUUAGUUGAACUAAUAAAAAUGGAGAAAACUGAUAUAGAAUCAAUUUAUAUUUCAGAUUCAAAAGAUAGAUGCAUCUAUAAUGGUUUAGGUUCAUAUAAAGGGAGCGAAUAUGAAUAUAAUUCACCUAAUAAAGUAGAAGGAACCAAAUUUUUAUUAUAUACGGGAUUUAAAUUCGUUGUUGAAAAGGACUUUGAUGUAAAAGUUAUAUGUGCAAAAUACAAAAAUAAAUCUAAAGAUUCUGGUGUAGGUUACGUUUAUAAAAAACGAUAUGUGGACUUUAACCAAGAGAACUUUGAUAAAGUACUUGGUUUGGACGGUAUUCAACAUGAUUCUAUGUAUAACUAUGAGGUCAAAAAUAAGGAUCUGUUCAAGACAUGGAUUGAAAAGUUUAAAGGUACAUCUACUCAAGAAUCACCAAUUUUGAAGGAUGGUGAUCUUGAUUCCUUAUUUGAUAAGUAUUUUGAUGUAAUCCAGAUUAGGACCUUUAAUCAAAUGAAUCUUGUUACUUUGUGGAUAACGAACAAGGAUGAGAUAUUAAUGUUUCCAGUUUACAAAUUAACACUGGAAUCACCAUCAAAAAUAAGAAUGGCAGUUAUAUCUGGAAAAAUCUAUUGGUAUGUACUAAUGAGAGAGAAAAGAUUAAUUGUGAAAUAUGAUUUCACUGAAAUAAAAGAUAAGUAUGUAAUUGAAGAAACUACCAAUUAUAACAUUCACACACUGCAUAACCCAUCAGAUUUUGAACUUUUACAGAAUGGAGAAAGGGUUAGAAUAGUUUUGAUUGAUUCUUAUGUCUCUUGUAUAUUAUUGCUUAAUGAAUCUUUGACAAAAGUCAACUCAUUGGACAAAAAUAAUAAAGACGCUGGGAUAGUAAAUCCAACUUCUUUGUCCUGUACAAAAACUGGAGAACAAUCUAGUGUAUUUAACUGCUUUGUAACUGAGACCACAACUGAUGAAAUCGUGUGGUUCAGUGUUAAUAUUGAAAACGAUGAGCUUAAGUAUGUAUCGAGAUAUACAUCUGGCACCCAAGUAAACGAUGUUGACCCUAUACUAGGAUCAAUUGUAUCUUUAGAGACAUUAAAUUAUUCAGAUGCUAACCAUUCUGUUAUACUUCUGUUUAUUAUAAGGGAAAAUUAUAAAUACGGAGCUAUUUUAUCAGCAGACUCUAAAGAAAAUCAAAUAAACUUCUUAUCAACUAUAAACAAAAUUCCAGGUUAUUGGAAUUUGAAAUCCAUCAACGUUGCAUACAAUGGUCCAGUCCAAUAUAAAUUAUUUCUCACGAGGGAAAGUUAUAUAAAUGAUCCGAUAAUAAUCGGGAGUGAAAUCGAGGAUAUAUUCAAUAAGAUGAGGGAUAGAUCAAAUGUUAAAUGGGCAAUUACAUGGAUACCUUUAAUGGAAUUGAUAAGUCUUCCAGAACUGAAUUAUGACAUCAAAGGUCAUUUGACUAUUAAUGAAAUGCUAACAGUGAUGCCUCAAUUUAAGGAUAAUGAACUUUUAAACAAACGAAUAUACUUUUACAUCCAAGCAUAUAUCGACUCAAAAGAUUAUGUUGAUAGUAUAAUUAACAUAAAUAGUGUUACGGGAGAACUCAAAAUAAAUGUUAAUAAAGUUAAAUUCAAAGUACUCAAGUUUAAUAUAAUAUCAAAAAUUCUUGUAAUUGAGAAAAAGAGUGAAAUAUCUAUAAAAUUCAGCUGCCUAGAUGGAGAAUACUAUGAUAAUGGUUCUUGUUCAAAAUGCCCAAAAGGAUCAUACAAUUCUAUUGAAUUAGAACUCAAGAGUGAUACAUGGCUAGAGUGUAUACAGUGUCCAAAAGAUACUGUUACCGAGGCUGUUGGAUCAAAAUCCAUAGAUUAUUGUACAUGUGACAAAGGAUAUUCUUUCUUUGUGGAUCCAAAUACAAGAAAGGAAGUUUGCAUGCCAUGUCCACCAGGAACUUAUAAAUCUACACUUGGAUCUCAUCCUUGCAUUGGAUCAUGCUACAAAAACUCAAUUUCUAAAGUUGUAGGAAGUACUUCCGAAGACGAACGAAAGUGUGAAUGUUUGCCUGGAUUUUACUGGAAAGAUGACGAAAAUACAAAAGAAUGUUUAGAAUGUGAAAAGGGAAAUUAUUGCACUGGAGGAUUUAAAUCAAAGGCGAUCAAAUGCCCGGAAAACACCAGUUCAAAUUCUCGUUCUACUAGUAUUAAUGACUGCAAAUGUAAGGAAGGUUAUGAACCUAUUUGGGAUGAUGAAAAGGUAUCGAUUAUUGAGGAACCUGAAUCAGAAUCGAAGAAUACAUUAGAGUUUAAAUGUUUUCCAUGUAAAAAGAAUAUGUAUAAAGAUACAAAAUCUAAUGAAAAAUGUAAACAAUGUCCAAAAUAUUCGAACACAUUGGAAACAGGAAGUACAAAACUAACUGAUUGUAAUAUAUGUGAUGAGGGAUUUUUCGAAACAAAAAUAGAGAAUGAACCAUGCAGAAUGUGCAAGAAAGAUAGUUAUUGUGUAGGAUCAUUGUAUGAAGAUAAUAAAGGAAGAAGAAUAUCUGGAAAAAAUGCAUCAUGUCCUGAACAUUCGAUAACAAUAAAGCCUUAUAAUAAGAAUGUUAGUAUGUUGAAUUGUCUUUGUGUAGAGGGUUUUGUUCCUGUGACAUCUGGUUCAUCUGUGAAGUGUAUUCCUGCUCCAAAGGAUCACUACAAGGACGUUAUUGGGAAUGUUCCUGCUGUUCCAUGUCCUCACGGAUCUCUAACAAUGUCCAAUGGUGCCACUUCAAAGGAUGCCUGUGUUUGUGACAAGGGUACAUAUUUUGAUAUUGUUUCUAAACACUGUGCUAUUUGUCCUGCUGGUAAAUAUUGUUUGGGUGGUAAGGAUGAUAAGAUGAAUGAUAGGCAGCCUAUGGAGUGUUCAGAUUCCAAUGCUCAAACUAAGGCUCCAGGUGCAUCUUCAUCAUCAGAGUGUGCUUGUAAGGAAGGAUAUUAUAUGGAUGUAGAUGCUCAGAACACGUGUAAGGAGUGUCCUGAGAAUCAUUAUAAAUCUUAUAUUUCAAACGAUAUGUGUUCUAGGUGUGACGAGAAUUCAUCUACUACUGGUAAGAAGGGUGCCACAUCUAAGGAGCAAUGUGUUUGUGACCCUGGAUAUUAUUUUGACAGAGGUUGUGUUUCUUGUAAUUUCAAUGACAAGUAUUGUCCUGGUGGUGUAAUUGAGAUUAAGGACGAUGUUGGUCGUUCUAGAGUUGUAACUCGGAGUCCGAUUCCAUGUCCACCAAACACUGAGAUUCCACCUGGAGUAGAUAAUGCUAGUUCAAUUAACUUUUGUAAAUGUACUAAGGGUUAUUAUUUUGUGUCAGAGGAUCUGGAGAAUAACAAGAAGGUAUGCAAUGCGUGUGCUCCAGGCACUUACAAAAGUUCAGUCAUGGAUUCGAGUUGUAAUGGGUUAUGUACUCAGAAUGCAACUAGUUUUCCUGGUGCCGAAAGUUCCAAUCACUGUUUCUGUCUAAUGGGUUACUUUUAUCUAGAAGGUGGUAUUUGUAGCAAGUGUAUGGAGGGAGCUAAAUGUGAGGGUGGAUUGAUUAAUUAUAAGAUGAAGACUCUUAAGAAUUUCGUUGUCAACAUUGAUGACCAUGUGAAGCCAGUUGCUGUUGAAGGUUACUUUUUGGAUAAGAUAAAUCCAAAAUUGAGGAAGCCUGAUGAUUGGAAAUUUAUCAAAUGUCCCAUUAAUGGUUCAUGUCUUGGAAAUGACAAAUGCUCAGAUACAAUGGAGCAUUAUUUGUGUAGUGAGUGUAAGAAGGGAUACACUAACAACUUUGUGAAGGGAGCUUUGUGUCAGAAAUGUCCUCGAAUGCGUCCAAACAUUUCCAUAACAAUCUUGUACUACUUUGGAUUAUUGCUUAUAAACAUAGUUAUGGCAAGACUGAAUAUAAGUUCAGGAUAUAACCGUAGGUCAAUACAUUCUGUUGUUAUUAAGAUUGCACUCAACUUUGGUAUCUGUACAUCUGUUGUGAAUGUUGUAAACUUCAGUGACUUGAAACUACCUGUGGGUUUGAGGAAGAUGAUAAACAAGUGGGUUAAGGUGUUUGAUUCCGAUGAUGCAGUGUAUUACACGUCAAUUGAUUGUGUAAUUAGAAGUUUAUUCAACCUAGAGCAUUCUGAUUCAUUUUUUUACACAAUGCUAUAUAUGGCUUGUUUCCCCUUGAUAUUAUUGUUUAUUGUGACUUUGAUGAUGUGGAUUAUUAUGGUCCUUUUUAAGCUUGUCAAGUAUAAUGAUAUUAGAAGGAAGUUGGCUUUAUUACAGCAGUUUAAGGCUAAGUAUGAGGGAGAUAAUCAAGAUAGUCUUAUUGAACAAUAUAGGAAUGAGAGGUUACUUAUGAUAUUAAGAUACAUUCCAUUACCAAACGAGACUUCAUGGGAUAGAUUUAAGAACUUUUUGGAAGAUAUGAUUCCCAUUUACGUCACAGUUUUGUUUUCUGUCCAUGGCAAGAUUACGAGUAGGUUGUUGAGUUUGUUGGACUGCACCUAUAUAGAUUUGGGUCGUUCAUUCCCAGGCAAAUAUGUGUUGAGACCUGCAAUGAGCAUAAGGUGUUCUAUUAAUCCUUCGGAAGGUUAUCUUAGAUAUUUGAUCUUAGGUUUGUGUGGAUUGUUGGUUUGGGGACUUGGAAUUCCAUUCUUGUCAUUCAUGGCACUGUUUGUCAACAGAAAUAACUUGUAUGCUCCCAGUAUAAGGAUGAAGUAUGGAUUUUUACACAAUGGUUUCAGGCAAGAUUAUUGGUAUUGGGAAACAGUAGUGUUUGCUCGAAAAUGCCUUGUUCUAGUUAUAGGUAGUAUUGUCAUUGUUCCAUCAGAAAACUACAGUGGAUCGAGAAUAUGGAUGGCACUGGUUGUAGCUGUAACAUUCUUGAUUCUUCAACUAAUAUACAAACCUUUUGACGAAAGGGACUAUUUCGUAUUAGGAAGGUUAGAAAAUCAUAGCAUGAUCACAUGGACAUUUACACUCAUACUAGUCUCAUUCAUAAUAGAAGCUAAUUUCACACCUUCUUACAAUAUGUCACUUCUUUCUUUUAUCGUUUUUAUAAACUUUUUGUUUUUAUUUGAACUUAUUUUUCAAUUGUUCGUUGCUUACUGUCAUAAUUUUAGAAUUCAGAACACUUCUCCUAAAUCAUUUUUCACGAGGUUUUUCUAUCAUUUUCUCACUAAAAUUUCAAACAAAAUAAAAAAUGCUGAACCUAUAAUAUAUUUUGACCCUUCAACUUGCACUACGAAUCUAAGAUCCUCUAAAAAGUUUAUCAACAAAUCAAUUUUUGAUAAUAUUGAUGUAAUUAGCUACAAUGAAAAGGAUUAUUUUUCAUAUGUAAUGAAUGAGAUUAUUUGUUUCGCAAAUAUCAGGAUGAAAUUAGAUGUAAUUCCUUGUGAUUUUCCUGAGUAUAUUACUAGAUUGACAUUUGCUGUUUAUUUUAAUGAAUCGUCGAAACAAAAAAUGAAUAACUUAGUAAAGUCAUUUGCAGAUGGUAAUAUUGACAAAUUGGUAAAUAUAUCAAUGAUAAACGACAAUUACAAUAAUCAACACAAAAAUAAUAAGAAGACUUAUAUUGAUGAUAAUAUAGUGGUUGACCCAUAUCUAAUGUUUGACAAUGAACUUCUUUCUAAAGGGAUGCCCCUUUCUGAUUUCUAUGUAGCUUUGUCAAUUAUAAAACUAAAGGAUUUGAGAUCAAUAGCUAAUACUUAUGUAUAUUUUAGAGAGUAUAAAAAUAAUGAAAAGAUAUUUAACUUGGGACGUGAAUCAAAAAAAUUGAAUGAUUUAGACGAAAUUGCUAAGAAAUUAAACGAACCAGACUCGUGCGAAAAUAUCGAGGAGUUAUUUUGUUCUGAAGCCGAGUUAGAAGAGCUUUAUAAAAAAAUUGAAGAAGUAGAAGAAAAAAUUCGUAUGUUCAAGAAAAAUCCGCUUAAUGCCUUGAAAAUUUAUUAUUCUGAUGAGUACUCACAUAUAGAAUCUGGAGAUUUUGAAAGUGAUUUGAUUGCGUUUGGAUUCAGGAAGAAGUCUGGAGAUCCACGAAUUUAA
Messenger RNA from Theileria annulata, 7506 nucleotides. Its product is annotated as cysteine repeat modular protein 2. Bases 1 to 7506 code for a protein of 2501 amino acids. Lineage: Eukaryota; Apicomplexa; Aconoidasida; Piroplasmida; Theileriidae. The record is from RefSeq and is a predicted model, not a curated record. The transcript is spliced from 11 exons.